ACAGUAAAGGGAUGACCACGUGAGAAAAUGUUUCCAUUUGUAAUAAUUUGAUAUACAGUGCAUGUUUUCUUUCCUGUAAUUAGAGAAAAAUAUUCUGUAUAAAGCCAGGUUCUGUCUGACGAUACAAGGUGAGCUCCUCUCACUGCUUUCUGCCUCCAUUUUUGUGAAACUCUUUCAGCCUUUUCAACCCUCAGUCUACACUCCUGUCACCCCCUCCCACUUCAUUCCCCUAUCCCCUCUCUCUCUCUCUUUCAUUUCCCCUGUAUUUGUAACUCCACCUCUCUUUGGUGUCACUAAGCUGAAGGAGGGAACUGAGAGCAAAGUAUGUGGAGUCCCUCCCAAACACUUCACUGCUGGUUACUGAGACUUUACAGGCAGGCACACGGAGCCAGGGUGUCAUAUCUCAUCUCUCUUCUUCAAUAGUUGUAGAAACUUGGAUCUGAUCAAAGGUACUGCCAAUCAUCUGAAACCUGGCAAGCUAGUAAAAAAGAACGGGAAGGGAGAGAGAAAAAUUGGGGGAAAUAUGUCCAGUUCUGUAAAGUGAUAAGAGGGAAGGCUGCAGAGAAGUGUGGGCUGGGUUAAAGUGGCACUUAAAAAGAAGCUCGCUUUAGCUUCUGUGCAUUUCACCAGCAGCCAGGCUGGGAGGCUAAGGAGGUAGAGUGGAUGAAACAACAGCUCCAAGGGGAAGGUGUACUCUCACUUCAUUCGAGCAAGUGUAUUUUUAGCCCUCCCUCCCAACUCUUCCACUUUACACUUAUUCUCUUCCACCCUUUCUUUUGUGGGAGCUAGCCAUGGCCACUGGUGUGGACAGGUUUUUGUGCUCUGUGCUGCUGCUGCUGCCAGCACUCUGUCUGUCUGUGGCUCUGCCAGAAAGCUGGCUGCCAGGGGAAUAUAAAAACACUGUGGAUGAUGCGCUGAGAUUCCUCGACGACUACAACAGCACUUCUGAAGAAGUGUUAUUCUCCAGUGUCUCUGCCAGCUGGGACUACAACACCAACUUAACAGACUACAACUCUGAGCGCCAGGUAAAUGCAUCCCUUGAAGAGCAGGCCUUUUCUGAAGCCUGGGGGCUAAAGGCCAAGACGGUCUUCACUUCUGAGGUCCUCAACGGGCUCCCUGACACUAAAGACAAAAACCUGAUGGAAAAGAUCAAAAUACUGGGAGCUGCCAACCUGCCCCAGCAAGACAGAGAGAGGUAUAACACCAUUCUCAGCACCAUGGACAAGAUUUAUUCUACAGCUAAGGUGCAGCCAGAGCCAAACAUAAGCUGGAACCUGGAGCCUGAGCUCACAAAGAUCAUGGCCAACUCCACGAGCUAUAAGACGCUGCUGUAUGCCUGGGAAGGCUGGCACAAUAAUUCAGGUGUUCCUCUCAAGCAGUACUACCCUAAGUUUGUGGAGCUCAGCAACAAAGCCUCUCAAGCUGAUGGAUUUGCUGACACGGGAGCAGACUGGCGCUCCUGGUAUGAGACUGCGACCUUUGAGGACGAUUUAGAGAAACUCUACCGGACCAUUGAGCCCCUCUACCAGCACCUGCAUGCCUUUGUGCGACGCCAGCUCUACAACCACUAUGGUCCCAAGUACAUCAACCUCAAAGGACCUAUCCCUGCCCACCUGCUAGGAAACAUGUGGGCUCAGACCUGGAAUAAUAUUUAUGAUAUGAUGAUCCCAUUUCCUGACAAGCCUAGCUUGGAUGUGACUGGUGAAAUGGAGAAACAAGGCUAUAAUGCCACGCACAUGUUUCGCGUGGCUGAGGAGUUCUUCACUUCUCUGGGUUUAGAACCAAUGCCUCAGGAGUUCUGGGAUAAAUCCAUGCUGGAGAAGCCUGAAGGUCGAGAGGUGGUGUGCCAUGCAUCUGCAUGGGACUUUUACAAUCGCAAAGACUUCAGGAUUAAACAGUGCACCACAGUGACAAUGGAGCAGCUCUUCACUGUGCACCAUGAGAUGGGACACAUCCAAUAUUACCUGCAGUACAAGGAUCAGCCUGUGGGCUUCCGUCGCGGAGCCAACCCUGGUUUUCACGAGGCUAUUGGCGAUGUUUUAUCUCUCUCUGUUUCCACACCCAAACAUCUGCACAAGAUUAAGCUGCUGGAAUCUGUGACCUCUGACCCUGAAACCGAUAUCAACUACCUGUUAAAGAUGGCUCUGGAGAAGAUAGCCUUCCUUCCUUUUGGCUACCUCAUAGACCAGUGGAGAUGGAGUGUUUUCAGUGGACACACUCCUCCAGACCAGUACAACUCACAGUGGUGGCAUCUCAGAACAAAAUAUCAAGGCAUCUGCCCACCCACAAAACGUACUGAGGAUCACUUUGAUCCUGGAGCAAAAUACCAUAUCCCUGGAAACACGCCAUACAUCAGGUAUUUUGUCAGCUUCAUCCUGCAGUUCCAGUUUCAUGAAGCACUGUGCAAGGCAGCCAACCACAUGGGUCCUUUGCACACAUGUGACAUCUAUCAAUCUAAAGAAGCAGGCGCGAUUUUAAAGAAAGUUCUUCAGGCUGGUUCUUCCACACCUUGGCCUAUUGUGCUCCAGGAGGCUAUAGGGACCAACAAGAUGGAUGCCAGCUCACUGAUGAAAUACUUUGACCCUGUUAUUCAGUGGCUGAAAGUUCAAAAUGUGAAUGAGACCUUGGGAUGGCCUGACUUCAAGUGGGUCCCACCAAUCCCUGAGGGCUACCCUGAAGAUAUUGGCAAAAAUACAGAAGAGGUUGAGGCAAAGAAGCUUCUGGACGAGUACAACAGGACAGCUGAGGUGGUGUGGAAUGCCUACACUGAGGCCUCCUGGACAUACAACACUGACAUCACCGAAAAUAAUAAGCAGAAGAUGCUUGAGAAGAACCUGGAGAUGGCAGCACAUACCCUGCAGUAUGGAAAGAAGGCCCGUCAGUACGACACCACUGACUUCCAGGACGCCUCGGUCAAACGCAUCAUCAAAAAACUCAGCGACAUCGAGAGGGCUGCACUGCCCACAGCAGAGCUGGAAGAGUACAACACUCUCCUGUCCAACAUGGAGACCAAGUACAGUGUGGCUGAGGUCUGCAGAGAUGAUGGGAAAUGCCUCCCGCUGGAUCCAGAUCUCCAGAAGAUAAUGGCAGAGUCAAGGAAUUAUGAUGAACUGUUGUUUGCCUGGAAGGGAUGGAGAGACGCUGCUGGAAGAGCAGUUCGUCAGGACUACAAGAGAUAUGUUGAGCUGGCUAACAAAGCCGCCACACUCAAUGGUCAUUCUGACAAUGGGGCUUUCUGGCGCUCCUUGUAUGAAACCCCUACUUUUGAGGAAGACCUGGAGGCUUUGUGGAAGGAGCUGAGCCCACUCUAUCAAGACUUACACGCCUAUGUUCGCAGGGCUCUGUACAACAAGUAUGGUCCUAAGUAUAUCAAUCUGAAUGGUCCUGCUCAUUUGCUGGGCAACAUGUGGGCUCAGACAUGGUCUGGCAUAAUGGACUUGGCCAUGCCCUACCGAAAUGCCACACAGGUCGAUGCCACACCAGCUAUGGUGGCACAGGGCUGGAAUCCCAUCAGAAUGUUUAAUGAAUCAGACAGGUUUUUUACCUCCCUGGGCCUGCUACCAAUGCCAGAAGAGUUCUGGAAGAAGUCCAUGCUGGAGAAGCCGUCUGAUGGGCGCCAGGUGGUGUGCCACGCCUCUGCAUGGGACUUCUAUAACCGAAAAGACUUCAGGAUCAAGCAGUGCACUGUUGUAACUAUGGAUGACCUGAUCACUGUGCAUCAUGAGAUGGGCCACGUCCAGUACUUCCUGCAGUACAAAGACCAACCUGUGUCCUUCCGUGAUGGAGCCAACCCUGGCUUCCAUGAGGCCAUCGGUGACGUGCUAGCGCUUUCUGUCUCCACUCCCAAACAUCUGCACAGCAUUGGCCUCCUGGACAAAGUCGAGAACAACUAUGAAAGUGAUAUCAACUUCCUGAUGAGCAUUGCACUUGACAAGAUCGCCUUCCUACCUUUUGGCUACCUGAUGGACCAGUGGAGAUGGAAGGUAUUUGAUGGACGCAUCCCUCCGACCGAAUACAAUAAAGAAUGGUGGAACCUCAGACUUAAGUACCAGGGAGUGUGUCCACCUGUAUCCCGAACUGAAGAAGACUUUGACCCAGGUGCAAAGUUCCACAUCCCUGCUAAUGUACCCUAUGUCAGGUACUUUGUCAGCUUCAUCAUCCAGUUUCAGUUCCACAAGGCUCUUUGUGAAGCUGCCAAACAUGUUGGGCCUCUUCAUACCUGUGAUAUUUAUGAAUCGAAGGAAGCUGGGAAGCUACUGGGUGAUGUGAUGAAGCUCGGCUUCAGUAAGCCCUGGCCCGAAGCAAUGACCAUGAUCACCGGCCAGCCCAAAAUGAGUGCCCAGCCACUCAUUCAAUAUUUCAAACCCCUCAUUGAGUGGCUGGAGAAAGAGAACAACAAGAACAAGGAAAUUCGCGGGUGGCCUGCGUAUGACUGGAAACCAAGUGAAGCUGAAGAAAGUAAAGUGGACGAUAAAGUGGACAAUAAUGUGGACUUCCUGGGUAUGAGCGUGGACAACUCAGCUGCUGCAGCUGGCCAGUGGAUCCUGCUGGUCCUUGGCGUGGUCCUCUUGGUGGCCACCAUCCUCUUGGCCUAUAAGUACAGGAAGACAAAGAAGUCUCCAAAGUCCACGUCCAUGAUGGAGCUCAAACAAAAGGACUAGUCGUCAGUGACGGCCUACUGUAACAUCACAGUACCAACCACAAUGUGAACAUCAGUGUUUCUGUGUACUGUACAGUACAUCUGAUCAAAUUAGCUUUUUUCCUCUUCAUCUGCCUCCGUAUCUAGUCUCAUAUAUUUAUUGUAUACAUUUGAAGUCAAAUUAUUUUACCUAUGCAAAAGAACUGCUCAAUUUUGUAAUUUAUUUGUAAUACUUGAAUCUUUAGGGAGCAUGUGUUUUAAAAUGAAUGUUUGUAAAGGCAUUAAUUGUGUAAACAUUCUUGAAUAUUUGAUCUUAUUACUUUUUUUGUUGAAUCCUUUGCAUUUCCACAAUAAAGACAUGAAAUGUCGGUGCAGAUUCUCAGUGAUCCAGGUCAUAGUAAGCUGAGAAAACUG
Messenger RNA from Monopterus albus (swamp eel), 5053 nucleotides. RefSeq names its product angiotensin I converting enzyme (peptidyl-dipeptidase A) 1 (gene ace). Gene Ontology annotation, molecular function: metallopeptidase activity; peptidyl-dipeptidase activity. Gene Ontology annotation, cellular component: plasma membrane. The record is from RefSeq and is a predicted model, not a curated record. Gene Ontology annotation, biological process: proteolysis. NCBI's taxonomy places the organism in Eukaryota, Metazoa, Chordata, Actinopteri, Synbranchiformes, Synbranchidae.